Molecule: messenger RNA, 2457 nt
Organism: Plasmodium cynomolgi strain B
Lineage: Eukaryota; Apicomplexa; Aconoidasida; Haemosporida; Plasmodiidae
Product: protein phosphatase 2C domain containing protein
Exons: 3
Coding region: 1-2457 (818 amino acids)
Biological process (GO): protein dephosphorylation
Molecular function (GO): protein serine/threonine phosphatase activity
Source: RefSeq, a predicted model, not a curated record
AUGAAAGUUAACACUUUAAGUAACAUUUUUAACCUGUACGAGAAGGCCGCGCCGAAGAAAAAAUGGCCCCUUCUGUUGACACUGAUCACCCUGCUGGCCGCGGCAUCAGGCCGUGUAAAUGGAUCCGCAUUUAAUUUCCCAAAAGAGUCAGUAAUAAAUGAACAUAACAGUUUUGAUCCUCCCCAAGAUGAAUUUAUUUACCCCGAGAAUGAUCCUUAUGAAGACAGUGGCUAUGGAUUGGGUGGAAUGAAAUUAAAAUUUGAACUUCUCGAUGAAAUGAACAACGCCUUUUUUAUGAAGAAUAGCAAAAAAAUUAAUAUGAUUCAAUUUCCUGCCAAUAAUCCAAUACAGGAUAGAUGUUUUGUUUACGAAAUUGAUAUGAGUAAUGACGUGUUAGAACCUAUUGGUAGUUUCCAAAGGAUAAAAGACAAAGAGGAUAAGCAUUUUAUUAAAGCCUUUGAAAAGAGUGCAAUUAAAUAUGUGAACGAUAUUGACUUUCCCUCCGGCCAUAAUUAUUAUGCACAUAUGAGCAACACGGCCAUAGAAAGAGGCAAAGGAAAAAGCACAAAGAAGGGGUGGGUCCACAGUGAGAUCACCAUCCAUGGGACCACCAAUGGGUCGUCCAUUGGGUUCGUCAAUGGGUCUUCCAAUGGGUUCAUCAUUGGGUCCUUCAAUGGGGCCACCAAUGGGUCCUUCAAUGGGACCACCAAUGGGGCAACCGAUGGGUCCUUCAAUGGGGCAACCAUUGGGGCAACCAUUGGGACGACACAAUCUUUCGCGGAAACAAAGGCAACCGAAAAAACUGUAGAUCCAACAACUGAUUCGAUGGAUACGGAUGAUGGAGAGAGCUUAACAGAGGAAGCGGUCGAACCGAUGGAUGUGGAUCCUGAAGUAAACGUACCAGAGGAAGAGUUGGUGACGAUGGAUGUGGAUGCUGGAGAGAACUUAACAGAGGAAGCAUUGGAGCCGAUGGAUGUGGAUGCUGGAGAGAACUUAACAGAGGAAACAGCAGAAAAGGUGUCAGAUGAGACAACCCCCGAUGUGACAGACGAGGCAACCGAGAGCACCUUCGACGAAGUGAUCGAAAAUGUGGAACUUCCAGCAGGGGAAAAUGCAGAAGAUGCAGCGGUGGAAAGUGCAGAAGAUGCAGCGAUGGAAAGUGCAGGAGAAGUAGCUGCGGAGAGUGCAGGAGACGUAGCUGCGGAGAGUGCAGAAGAAGUAGCUGCGGAGAGUGCAGAAGCACCAGUCGCAGAAGAUGCCGCAACAGAGGCAUCCCCGUCGACCACAGAAGCUGCUAACACGGAAGCCCAAACAGGAGAAGGUAGCAACACAGAAAACGCUGCUGAUGAAAGCGGAAAAACUACUGAUGAGGAGGCCCCAAUGGACACUGAAGAAGCCAUUGCAGGUCCAUCGACAAUGGAACCAAGCGAUUUCCUAAACAGACAAGAAAUAUCGAAUAACGUAUUUGAAAGGUAUAGCCAAUACUAUGACGAAAUGAAAGCCUUUAAUGAGUCAUUCCUAUUCGCCGCAGUGAUAGAUGGUCAUGGAGGAGAAGUAAUCGCAGACAUAGUGAAGAGAUGGCUAGGAUUCUACGUGAAGAAGCAAUUAAUGGAAAAGUUAAGAAAUAAUGAUCACCAAAUUUUGACCCCAAGUGAUAUAGUAGCAAGUCUGGAGGAAGCCCAUAUUCAACUAGACAAUGACAUUUUAAAAAAAGCAAAAGAAUUUUUUUUUAAGGGAAAUGCCAAGUACACAAGAAAUGGUUCCUGCUCAAUCAGUCUCCUCAUGGAUAAAAAUUAUUACUAUGUUAGCAAUAUAGGAGAUUCCAAAGGAUUGUUAAUAAAAAAAGAUUCCAUUGUUAGGUUAAAUAAUAUACAAAAUGCUGGUGAAUUAACGGAAAGAAUGAGAUUAGUUCAGGAACAUCCAAACGAAGUAGAUGUAGUUAUGUGUAAAAGGUCAUCAAAAAAUGGAAGUUCGAAACCGUUAGGAAUCUUUAGCCUAACUGAACAACAUUCCCAAUUUCAGAUGUUUGAUGUUGGACGUUGUUAUGUGAAAGGACGAUUACAAUGCACAAGAAGUUUUGGAGAUUUUUAUUUGAAGCAUAAAAUUUUUGCAUUUGAUUAUAGAAAAAAUAAAUUCCUCGUUAAGGAGCCACACUCCUUUCCCUACAUCUCAGCCAUUCCUGAAGUACUUAAAAUAAGGAGAAGUCAAGAUGAUGAAUUCGUUCUGUUGGUAUCCGAUGGAAUUUCGGAUCACUUAAGUGACAAAGAAAUAUACGACAUCGUGAAACAGUACAGCUAUUCUGUGAAGAAAAUGUCCAGAAUUCUCAUUCAGACUGUCUUAAUAAAGGCCGCCAUGCACGUGAAUGUCUCCGCCAAGGAGAUGUUGACUAUGGUGCCCCCCGAUAGGAGAAGAAAGCUCUUCGACGACAUGUCGGUGGUUGUCAUUAAGUUGAACUGA